Messenger RNA from Biomphalaria glabrata, 2037 nucleotides. RefSeq names its product kinesin-like protein K39. Lineage: Eukaryota; Metazoa; Mollusca; Gastropoda; Planorbidae. The coding region runs from base 1 to 2037 and encodes 678 amino acids. The record is from RefSeq and is a predicted model, not a curated record. The transcript has a single exon.
AUGGUAACAGAAAAUAGCCGAGCACUUUCUUCUGAACUAAUAGUAACAGAAAAUAGCCGAGCACUUUCUUCUGAGCUAAUGGUGACAGAAAAUAGCCGAGCACUUUCUUCUGAGCUAAUGGUAACAGAAAAUAGCCGAGCACUUUCUUCUGAACUAAUGGUGACAGAAAAUAGCCGAGCACUUUCUUCUGAGCUAAUGGUGACAGAAAAUAGCCGAGCACUUUCUUCUGAACUAAUGGUAACAGAAAAUAGCCGAGCACUUUCUUCUGAACUAAUGGUAACAGAAAAUAGCCGAGCACUUUCUUCUGAACUAAUGGUAACAGAAAAUAGCCGAGCACUUUCUUCUGAACUAAUGGUAACAGAAAAUAGCCGAGCACUUUCUUCUGAGCUAAUGGUGACAGAAAAUAGCCGAGCACUUUCUUCUGAACUAAUGGUAACAGAAAAUAGCCGAGCACUUUCUUAUGAGCUAAUGGUGACAGAAAAUAGCCGAGCACUUUCUUCUGAGCUAAUGGUAACAGAAAAUAGCCGAGCACUUUCUUCUGAACUAAUGGUGACAGAAAAUAGCCGAGCACUUUCUUCUGAGCUAAUGGUGACAGAAAAUAGCCGAGCACUUUCUUCUGAACUAAUAGUAACAGAAAAUAGCCGAGCACUUUCUUCUGAGCUAAUGGUGACAGAAAAUAGCCGAGCACUUUCUUCGGAACUAAUGGUAACAGAAAAUAGCCGAGCACUUUCUUCUGAACUAAUGGUAACAGAAAAUAGCCGAGCACUUUCUUCUGAGCUAAUGGUGACAGAAAAUAGCCGAGCACUUUCUUCUGAACUAAUGGUAACAGAAAAUAGCCGAGCACUUUCUUCUGAGCUAAUGGUGACAGAAAAUAGCCGAGCACUUUCUUCGGAACUAAUGGUAACAGAAAAUAGCCGAGCACUUUCUUCGGAACUAAUGGUAACAGAAAAUAGCCGAGCACUUUCUUCUGAGCUAAUGGUGACAGAAAAUAGCCGAGCACUUUCUUCUGAACUAAUGGUAACAGAAAAUAGCCGAGCACUUUCUUCUGAACUAAUGGUAACAGAAAAUAGCCGAGCACUUUCUUCUGAACUAAUGGUAACAGAAAAUAGCCGAGCACUUUCUUCUGAGCUAAUGGUGACAGAAAAUAGCCGAGCACUUUCUUCUGAACUAAUGGUAACAGAAAAUAGCCGAGCACUUUCUUCUGAACUAAUGGUAACAGAAAAUAGCCGAGCACUUUCUUCUGAACUAAUGGUAACAGAAAAUAGCCGAGCACUUUCUUCUGAGCUAAUGGUGACAGAAAAUAGCCGAGCACUUUCUUCUGAACUAAUGGUAACAGAAAAUAGCCGAGCACUUUCUUCGGAACUAAUGGUAACAGAAAAUAGCCGAGCACUUUCUUCUGAGCUAAUGGUGACAGAAAAUAGCCGAGCACUUUCUUCUGAACUAAUGGUAACAGAAAAUAGCCGAGCACUUUCUUCUGAACUAAUGGUAACAGAAAAUAGCCGAGCACUUUCUUCUGAGCUAAUGGUGACAGAAAAUAGCCGAGCACUUUCUUCUGAACUAAUGGUAACAGAAAAUAGCCGAGCACUUUCUUCUGAACUAAUGGUAACAGAAAAUAGCCGAGCACUUUCUUCUGAACUAAUGGUAACAGAAAAUAGCCGAACACUUUCUUCUGAACUAAUGGUAACAGAAAAUAGCCGAGCACUUUCUUCUGAACUAAUGGUAACAGAAAAUAGCCGAACACUUUCUUCGGAACUAAUGGUAACAGAAAAUAGCCGAGCACUUUCUUCUGAACUAAUGGUAACAGAAAAUAGCCGAACACUUUCUUCUGAACUAAUGGUAACAGAAAAUAGCCGAACACUUUCUUCUGAACUAAUGGUAACAGAAAAUAGCCGAGCACUUUCUUCUGAACUAAUGGUAACAGAAAAUAGCCGAGCACUUUCUUCUGAACUAAUGGUAACAGAAAAUAGCCGAGCACUUUCUUCUGAGCUAAUGGUAAUGAGGAACAGUUCUCUAGGAUUUAACCAAUUGUUAAGAUAG